Suillus paluster is the source of this 1724-nucleotide messenger RNA. RefSeq lists its product as uncharacterized. Gene Ontology annotation, biological process: magnesium ion homeostasis. Lineage: Eukaryota; Fungi; Basidiomycota; Agaricomycetes; Boletales; Suillaceae. The coding region runs from base 165 to 1433 and encodes 422 amino acids. The record is from RefSeq and is a predicted model, not a curated record. The transcript is spliced from 16 exons. Gene Ontology annotation, cellular component: intracellular membrane-bounded organelle.
CAAAGGCAUACUUAGUAUUAGUAGUAUUACGGCCGAGGCGCAAGUGAUAACUGUAUACUGGGCUUGCCAACAGAAUCUUCAUGUCAUUGGACUUUGCCAAGGCUUCUCAACCGCAUUGAUUACUCCCAGGAUCCCUAGGAAACACGACAGGUUGUUCCCUAGCCAUGAUCAUUACUCUCGCUCGCUCGCUGCUCAUGGAGCCCGCCGAGGCAACGGAAGAUCCGGUGGAUUUAGCCACCUUCUGGUCGAAAAUUGCUAUCAGUGUCGUCCUUGUGCUUGCGGGAGGUGUAUUUGCAGGAUUAACUCUCGGACUGAUGGGGCUAGACGAAUUGCACCUGCGUGUCCUGGCUACGUCAUCAGAGGAUUUGAAGGAGAAGCGCAAUGCGCAGAAAGUAUUAAAACUGAUGCAGAAAGGACGACAUUGGGUAUUAGUAGUGCUCCUUCUGGGCAACGUUGUCAUCAACGAAAGUUUACCAAUCUUUCUCAAUGGUGCCAUUGGUGGAGGCGUUGCGGCCGUUGUAAUAUCGACCACGGCGAUAGUUAUUUUUGGAAUUAUCCCGCAGGCGGUUAGCGUCAGAUACGGCCUCGUAAUUGGCGCUCGGUGCGCACCUUUUGUACUCGGCCUUAUGUAUUUGUUUGCUCCUGUUGCAUACCCCAUCGCGAAGCUCCUUGAUCACGCUCUGGGCCAGAAUGAAGCUCACACUUACAAAAAGGCUGAGCUCAAAUCAUUUCUGCAAUUCCAUCGCACGGGAGAGGAGCCGCUACGAGAUGACGAGAUCAGUAUAUUGAAUGGUGUGCUGGAGCUAAAUACGAAGAAUGUGGAAACAAUCAUGACACCAAUCAAGGACGUUGUAACGCUGAGCUCAGACGCUAUUCUCGAUCACGCAACGGUAGACGCAAUUCUCACAAGCGGCUACUCGCGUUUUCCUGUACAUGAACCCGGGAAUCCAAUGGCAUUUCGCGGGCUUCUACUCAUCAAGAAGUUGUUGGUAUAUGAUCCGGCGCGCGCUCUCCCAACCUCCGAUUUCAAGCUCUCGGUUCUUCCAGAAGCACAUCCCAGUAUAAAUUGUUUCCAGGCGCUGGAUUAUUUUCAAACGGGACGUGCCCACCUACUACUGGUCAGUCGGACACCUGGCAUCGCAGGCGGUGGAAUUGGAGUAAUCACGCUCGAAGACAUCAUUGAGGAGAUUAUAUCAGAAGAAAUCGUGGAUGAAACAGAUCGAUACGAGGAUAACCAGAGCAAAAGACGCGCGAAGCGAAUAACUACUGCUGCUGUGAUGCGAGGGAUUGUGGAGCGGGAACGAAGUCUAACGCGAGCCUCGUCCAUCGAGCAGACACCCCUAUUGCGUGAAACACCUUCCACUCAGCGCUCCGAGCUCAAUUAUCUGACUCCUCGUUACGGUGCCAUACCCAGCCAGUCCCCAAAACCAUAGCACAAGAUUUUGACCAUAUUCACAAGGCCGGAUCUCGUUGCAGUUAUUGGACGAAUUUUCUUCGUGUUUGCUGUAUUGAUUGCUUUGCUCCAUACUAUCAUCUUUCUAGAACUUGCUUUUGCUACUAGUCAAUUGUUUUGCAACAUAGACACGCAUAUUCGCGGGACGGCAACUGUGUCUGCCCGUGCGCCCUGCUUUCGAGUACUAAGCAGUCUGAGUUGCGCGGCAGCAAAGCUUUGAACAGUUCGAAAAAAAUGAGAUAUGCGAGCAUUCCUCUCUCGCUCUUCAAGC